CUGAACAUCAUGUCCCAGUGGUGUGGUUGACAACAUCCCGUCGUCAGGGGCAGAUCCAGCUUGUCAUCGGAUGAUAGUAACGGAACUCUAAAAAGGUUCCCGGUUGCGGGGCGUUUUCAGCGGGACAUCAAGGAAGGUGUGGGCGUGAUGCGGGGGAGCUUGAGCCGAACAGCGGCGACAUGACGGCAAGCUGCCCUAUUGGCUGCUAACAGAGCGUUUGUGUUUCCACUGUCACGCUGCAGUCGAUCGGACAAAGACAUGGAUCCCGUCCUUGUUCCCUUCAUCACUUUUCCACUUUAAUAUUCCGGCCCACGAUACUUGGAAGAGGUACCAUUCUUGGAACGACGACACACACGGCAACGAGAAUUUUACGCGAAUAGCUUGAGGAAGACCAGACUGUUAUAUUCGCGAGAUACCAAGAUGGCGCCAACACUAGAGCUUCUUGCAGAAGACUACGCGUCAGAGGAAGACUCCGACUUCGCCCCAGAAACUGCCGAAGCCGCGGGAGAAUCAUCAAUAUCCGACGAUGACGACGAAGAAGCCGGUGAAGAUGCCGAGAAAGCGAAACCCGAGAAGAGGAAACGCGCUGCCAUCGAGGAGGCGGAAGACGCUGGUUAUGACAAUUCUGGAGAUGAAGCUAUAAUAAAGAAGGGGGAGAAACGUCAAAAGAAAACAAAGACAAAACUUGCUGCCGACGAUGAGGAAACUGGCGAGGGCGGUCUCAUCAAGACGCGCAGCCAACGCGCUGUUGAAAAGGAGAAACGUUCAACAGCCGCCGCCAGCGGACCUGUUACAAUCGACGUCGAUGCCCUUUGGGCGCAAAUGAUCAGCGAGCCGGUCAUACCACGAACAAGUACAGCGAAACCAGACGAAAGCGCCGAUCCAGCGAACUGUGACAUCGCGAAAUCGUCAUCCCAGCAGCCAGAAACAGCCAAGGCGAAAGAUCCCGAUUCCGACCUCAUAAAGAUCAAGAGAACCUACAACUUCGCCGGCAAAGUCCACACUGAAGAAAAGCUCGUUGCCCGCGAUUCUGCCGAAGCAAAACUCUAUCUCGCCUCUCUCGGAGAGAACGCUCCAGCGGACGGCGAAACAGCCGCCGAGGACGAGUCCUCCUCUGCCAAGCGCAUGCCCCGAAAAGCUUUCCGGUCCGUCUUCGAGCCCAUCACCGACGCCAACUCGGCGCAUCGUUCCGACCUCAACCUGAGCAUGGCCUCCCGCCUGCAGGCUCGCGAAGCCACGGGCAACAAGGCCAAGAAGCUCAACACGGUCGAGAAGAGCAAGAUGGACUGGGCGGUGGCGGUCGACAAGAUGGGCCUCAAAGACGAGCUCGAGCUGGCCGGCAAGUCCAAGGACUCGUUUGCGGCGAGGCAGGAUUUCUUGGCCAGGAGCGAGAUGCGCAGGGAGGAGGAGGCGAGGAGGGCGAGGAUGGCGCAGGCGGGGAAGACGUGAGCGUGUCACGAUCUCCAGUCAAUCCAUUGGUCGCUUGCCUAUUAUUGUUGUAUGGAUGGCGUCUCCCUUACCACUACAAGUUUGGAAGGACAGCACUAUGCAACACCAUUUCAUUUCUUACGUUCGCCAAAUAGAGAUACCCCAGUUUUCAAUAUCGGAACUUUCCAACGCGUUGAAGACACCAAGCAAAACACGACUUGCAUGAACUCAGGGUCACAGUCACAUAUCAAUUCCUUGCAAUUCCUGGUCACAUUGCAAAGGAACAUGCAUUUCUCAUCCAGAAAUCAUUUGGCAAGUUGUACCCAUGCACCACGCUGUCUGACUCAUGAUCCCAACUUCUCAAUGCAGUUAUCAUCAACCA
Neurospora crassa OR74A is the source of this 1810-nucleotide messenger RNA. Its product is annotated as SWR1-complex protein 5. The coding region runs from base 421 to 1449 and encodes 342 amino acids. The transcript has 2 exons. Lineage: Eukaryota; Fungi; Ascomycota; Sordariomycetes; Sordariales; Sordariaceae. The record is from RefSeq and is a predicted model, not a curated record.